CCGCAGGACCCAGUCCCCUCCAGGGCAGCCCGCCGGCAGACGCCCGCCCAGAAGCUGCGGGAUGAGCUGCGGCGGCUGCUGGGCGAGAGCUGGUCGGAGGAGCUGGAACGUGAUGUGCCCCGCGCCUGGCAGCGGCACGGGGAUCUGGUCCUGCUGAGCGAGGACAGCUUCAGGGCUGCGCUGUGGGAGAAGCUGGGUACGGUGCUCUGGGAGAUGGUCGCCUCGGCUCUGGGUGCCCGGCGGCUGGCCAGGCGAGGACGGAUAUUGCCAGAUGGGAUGCGGUCCCCCAGUGUCACCCUGCUGCUGGGCCAGGACAGCUGGGUGGAGCAUGUGGACAACGGGAUCAGGUACACGUUCGAUGUGACCAAAUGCAUGUUCUCACCGGGCAACAUCACGGAGAAGCUGCGGGUGGCCUCGCUGCCCUGCUCCGGGGAGGUCCUGGUGGAUCUCUACGCAGGCAUCGGCUAUUUCACGCUGCCGUAUCUGGUUCAUGCGGCAGCUGCCUUUGCCCAUGCCUGCGAGUGGAACGGCCAUGCCGUGGAGGCCCUGCGGAGGAACCUGGCACUGAACGGCGUGCAGGACCGCUGCCGCGUCCACCACGGGGACAGCAGGCAGCUGGAGCUGCGGAAUGUAGCGGACCGGGUGAAUCUGGGGCUGAUUCCCAGCUCAGAGGAAGGCUGGCCGGUGGCCUGCCGCGUCCUGAAGGGCACGGGCGGGGUUCUCCACAUCCACCACAACGUGGAGACUCUCCCCGCACCGGCCCCACCACAGACCCUGGUCCUGCGGGCUGAGCGGGGGUCUCCAGAGGGAGCCGGCUCUGAUGGAGAGGUGCAGCACCCAACGGAGGACAGUGGGAAGGAGACACUGGUGGCCAGGAUCAGACCUGAGUGGCAGAGGUGGGCUGAAGCCACGGCGGCACGGAUCCGGGGGCUCCUGGCAGAGCUGCAUGGGCAGCCGUGGCGCACCAGCAUCCUGCACAUCGAGGCAGUGAAGUCCUACGCACCCCACGUGCAUCACCUCGUGCUGGACCUCGAGUGCCGGCCAACGCUGCCCGCCUAGCUGGCCACGGGCCCCGGCGUGGCUCCAGCUCCCACGAAACGGUGGUAUUGGAGCACCGGUGGCAGGGAGAUGCUACCGUUGCCUGCUGCCAGCCUGGAUGCGCUUCACGUCCCCUCGUUCCCAGGUGGCAGCACUGCCCAGCAGUGCCUCCCCAUGACCAGGGUACCAAGGGAUGCUCUCCCGCUGGAGAUCCCUCCAGGAGCCUUAUCCCGGCUGAGGAUGGGGGGCGAGCUGGGGCUGAGAGCGCCCCGAGUCCUGCCCCGGCUCUGCCUGUCACUGCCCAGAUCUUGGACACGUGGUGGCACUUUAAGCCCCAUUUUCACACAGGAGAGAGCCACAGGGCUGAGUAAACCUCGGAUUCCUGCCGGGCUUCAUUUCAGCGAGUCAAGGGCAGGCUUUGUGCUUAUAUGUACCAGCGUGCUUUUUUGUUGUACUGGAAACAGGUCUGUUCAUCUCG
Molecule: messenger RNA, 1516 nt
Organism: Aptenodytes forsteri (emperor penguin)
Lineage: Eukaryota; Metazoa; Chordata; Aves; Sphenisciformes; Spheniscidae
Gene: TYW2
Product: tRNA methyltransferase 12 homolog
Exons: 5
Biological process (GO): tRNA methylation
Cellular component (GO): cytoplasm
Molecular function (GO): tRNA methyltransferase activity
Source: RefSeq, a predicted model, not a curated record